This is a messenger RNA of Myotis brandtii (Brandt's bat), 2021 nucleotides long. It is a transcript of the gene DHRS9, whose product is annotated as dehydrogenase/reductase (SDR family) member 9. The record is from RefSeq and is a predicted model, not a curated record. The transcript is spliced from 5 exons. Lineage: Eukaryota; Metazoa; Chordata; Mammalia; Chiroptera; Vespertilionidae. Bases 260 to 1225 code for a protein of 321 amino acids.
CAAGUGUCACAACAAGGGUGACUCACAGAGUGAGGAGGGAGCCUGACACUUCCUUACACAUGUAGGUACUCAGAGCACCUCCACUUCCAGAGGAUCAGCCCGGCCAGAGGGACACAACUCUUCCUUCCCCAGCACAGACGACAGAUCGCAAUCAGCCCAGCAAGUCCACAGCAGCUUCCACUCCCAGGUCGUCUUUAAAAAGGACAACAUCUUAUUUUAUUGUUCAAGAAAGAAGUAAUCUUGUGGAUACAGGAAAACGAUGUUCUUAUGGAUGUUAGCCCUCCUAGUCCUUUGUGGUUUUCUAUGGAAGUAUGCUAGUAAAAGACAACCAACGAUUGCAGACAUCACUGAUAAGUACAUCUUCAUUACUGGCUGUGACUCGGGCUUUGGAAACUUGGCGGCCAGGACUUUUGAUAAAAAAGGAUUUCACGUGAUUGCUGCCUGUCUGACUGACGCGGGAUCAACAGCGUUAAAGGCGGAAACCUCCGAGAGGCUUCACACUGUGCUUCUGGAUGUGACUGACCCAGAGAAUGUCAAGAAGACUGCCCAGUGGGUGAAAGACCACGUUGGGGAAAAAGGUCUCUGGGGGCUGAUCAAUAAUGCUGGUGUUCUCGGCGUGCUGGCUCCAACCGACUGGCUGACGGUGAAGGACUACAGAGAACCUGUAGAAGUGAAUCUGUUCGGACUCAUCGACGUGACCUUAAAUAUGCUUCCCUUGGUCAAAAAAGCUCGAGGGAGGGUCAUCAAUGUCUCCAGCAUUGGGGGUCGUCUCGCAUUUGGUGGAGGAGGCUAUACACCAUCCAAAUACGCAGUAGAAGCCUUCAAUGACAGCUUAAGACGGGACAUGAAAGCUUUUGGUGUGCAUGUCUGUUGCAUCGAACCUGGAUUAUUCAAAACAGGAUUAUCAGAUCCAGUAAAGGCUGCUGAGAAGAAAUUUGCCAUUUGGAAGGACCUGUCUCCUGAUAUCAAACACCAAUACGGAGAAGGUUACAUUGAAAAAUGUAUGGACAAGCUGCGGGGCACUGUAUCCUUUGUGAACGUGGACCUCUCCCUGGUGGUGGAGUGCAUGGACCAUGCUCUCACAAGUCUCUUCCCUAAGUCCCGUUAUGCUGUUGGAAAAGAUGCCAAGGCUUUCUGGAUACCUCUGUCUCACAUGCCAGCAGUGUUGCAAGACUUUUUAUUGUUGAAACAGAAAGUAGAGCUGGCUAAUCCCAAGGCAGUGUGACUCAGCUAACCACAAACGUCUGCUGCGGGCUAUGAAUUUGGCUGAUAUCAAGGACAUACCUCCUUUUUAAUUUUAUUCCUUACCUAAUCCAACCUGGACUCAUUUAGAUGAUGCUUCUUUUGAUAAAUGAAGAGAUCCCACCAACCCUGGUGAUAUCCCAGAGUCCCUUCUCAAGCCUUCCUUGAAAAGAAGGGCAGGAAUGGUACCUGCCCAAUAUUUAGGCUUUGCCUGCUUGGUCUGAUGUAAGAAAAAUUUAAAGGUUUCCCCAUCCAAAAUGAUCUCUACCACUGCUAACCCAUACUCCCCACCCCCAUUCCUGAAUGUUUAAUAUAUGUCCCUUAUCAAAAUGUUCAGAGAUAAGUAGACUAUUUUCGUAAGUGGAUUAGAUGUGUUCUGUUAUCUUACUGAGAAUAAGACUCUGAAGGACUGGAACUCCAUUCUGUGAGCUUUGAUGGGGCAGGAGAAGAAGGGUUAUGAAGUGUUAUGUGACUGGUAUAAGCUAAAGGGCAGUAGACAAACACUAGGGAGGACUGGAAGUAGGAGGGAAGGGAAAGGAAUAGAGGACUGAAAACAGAAAUGGGUAUAAAAGUGGAGGCAGGGAAAUUCCAAGGCAAGCCUUCCUAUCCUAGAGGGGACUAGGGAGGAUGAACAGCCCAUUCAAGGCCACCGUGAGCACCGAUGCACACACAACUGUCUGGUAGAGAAGUGGUAACAACAGAGUAACCAACCAUUCCAAAAGAACAAAAAUGUAGGAAAUAUUUAUGUUUAUUCUGGUGAUUGCAAAUAGAACAAGACU